This is a messenger RNA of Aegilops tauschii subsp. strangulata, 1692 nucleotides long. RefSeq lists its product as uncharacterized. The record is from RefSeq and is a predicted model, not a curated record. Lineage: Eukaryota; Viridiplantae; Streptophyta; Magnoliopsida; Poales; Poaceae.
GCGUCCGUCCGUCGCCGUCGACGUUUACCGUUUCCGCGAGCUCGCGGGCGGGCUGGCCCGCCCAUUAGCGCCUACGUGGGCCUUCUCUCGGCCUAUUCGAACCGAAACGACGGCACUCCGACUCCGAGCGGAGCAUCUUCUUCCCGGACCUGUCCCUGCUCGCUGUCCGCUUUCGCUGCUCCUGCCACGGCGAACGCUGCUGGAGAUGAGCCCUAAAUCUACAACGGCGGGGAAACUCGCUCGGCGGCAGUAAAUCCCCCCCUUGCCGCCGGCCAUUAUCGGAAGGAAGCGGAAAGGGGACCAAACCACCGGUCUCCUCUUCUUCCCGCAGAUAAUCAGCCAGAUGAAGAAACAGAAAAUGGCGAAUGGACCAUCACACGACAAGAACAAGGUGUUCGCCAGUUUGACUCACGAAGAUGCUUCAGAUAUUGAUCCGUCUUACAAGAUUUUCUUGGAAAAUCUUAUUGAAGAUGGAAGUGCGUAUGUGUUUCAUAUGCCAAAUGGGGACCAUGGCUUGCCUGCUUCCAUCAGGUAUGAAGAGGAUGCUAUGUCAUAUGGAGGCACAAAUGUCCCCAAAAAAUUGCCACACACAAGUCGGGGUGGUCCAAAUGUCAAGCGACUAGAUCAAACAUCAGGCAGGGCUGUCAAUGGAAAUGCGGGCCAUUCCUUUCUACCAAGGACAUUGUCUGUGAAGAACAACACCUCAGAGGUCGAUGAAUCUUAUGCAGAAUUUCUGAGCCUCAUGAAGAUCAAGGAUGGUUUCAUGGUUCUUGAGCUGGAACCAGGUGUUACUGUGGUAUACGAGCAAGAGGAGAAGACACCCCCUGGAUAUGAUGAAUUGAGAACUUUGGUUAUGUCUGAACGUGGAAUUGACGGGCCUGCUCCAGAAAAUUUGCAUGGUCAGGAUUUAAUCUGCACAGAUGAGCAUGGACUUGUACCUUGUACUGAAUCUUCUGAUUUUAACGCAUCUGAAGAAUGUGAAGAAGCACCUAUUGCUCUUAGUUGUGGUGCUCCUUCUACAUUUGAUGAAAAACUUGAUUCUGUUUUAAGUCAGCCAUAUGACCAAAAUGAAUACAAAGAGCUUAUGAGAAAAGCCACUGACCAGAAGCCUGUGAGCAGACAAAGACAAUUGCGAAGUGGAUCCAAGCGCUAUGCCACAGGAUUCGUUGGACUGUCGUAUCUUGAUCACUACCCAGAUCUGGCCAAGCAAAUCGACACUGCUGACACUAAUGAGAGACGACUGAACCUCCUGCGAAAAUUCUUCUUCUGGCUGGAGAACUUAUGCCAUGAUGGAGCACACAUGCCAUGGAUCGCCAAGGCGCUGGCCUGCAAUCCCAUCGCAACAGACGACUGACCGAGAACCGGAACAGAUACGGGUUGUCCAAGAUGCCGCGAGAUUGAAUGAAAAACAGGCAGUGUGCAGAUCGACGCAUUAACUCCUCGAUCGGUAGCUAUGUAGAUAUGUCAAGCAUGUACUUUUGUUGCGCGGCCGCAUGUAAGUAGCCUCGUAUAUGCUGCUUUGGGUUUGUGAUUUAGCCAGGUCUCUGUGUGAUCUUCGGUGUUCUCUAUGGUGCUAUGGAUAUUUGUUUCUUAGUAACAGUUUCUGUAGACAAAUAAUUUGCAAUACGAUGUAUUGAUUUGGGGUGCUGGUGCACGCAUAUAUAAUAUAAGGGAAGGCCUCUAUCUCAACUA